This is a messenger RNA of Pneumocystis murina B123, 3028 nucleotides long. RefSeq names its product glycine dehydrogenase. The record is from RefSeq and is a predicted model, not a curated record. The transcript is spliced from 5 exons. The coding region runs from base 26 to 3028 and encodes 1000 amino acids. NCBI's taxonomy places the organism in Eukaryota, Fungi, Ascomycota, Pneumocystomycetes, Pneumocystales, Pneumocystaceae. Gene Ontology annotation, cellular component: glycine cleavage complex; mitochondrion. Gene Ontology annotation, molecular function: glycine binding; glycine dehydrogenase (decarboxylating) activity; pyridoxal phosphate binding. Gene Ontology annotation, biological process: glycine decarboxylation via glycine cleavage system.
UUUAAUCUAUUUUUUUGUUAAAAAAAUGCAAACUUUAUAUAAAACAGGACUUAUAAAAAAAAAAAUAAUAAACAAAAUAUUUCAUGGGAAAUCAUACAUAAGAAUCAGCAAAUCCUGGACACAUAAUAGCAUAUAUAAAGCAUUAGACUGUUUAGAACGACGGCAUUUGGGUGUCAAUGGUUUCAAAGAAGAAAACCAUCUCCUUAAACAAAUUGGAUUAAAUGAUCUUGAUACAUUUAUCAAAAAAACUAUUCCUAGUAAUAUUUUAAUAAACGAAAAAGAAAUUGAAGAUGCUUUAGGUAAAGAACUUAGCGAAAGCGAAUUAGUUUCUCGUUUACGUAAACUUGCAUCAAAAAAUCGCCUUAUAAAAAGUCUAAUUGGAAUGGGUUAUGUUGGAACAAAUGUUCCCUCUGUUAUCCAGCGUAAUAUUCUUGAGAAUCCAGCAUGGUAUACUAGCUAUACUCCUUAUCAACCAGAAAUAUCUCAAGGUCGAUUAGAGUGUUUAAUUAAUUAUCAAACCAUGAUUUCAGAUCUUACAGAACUUCCUAUAUCUAACGCAUCAUUACUUGAUGAGGGUACUGCUGCUUCAGAGGCUAUGACAAUGGUAUUUUCUAUACUAAAACAAAAACGGAAAACUUUUUAUGUAGAUAUAAAUGCACAUCCACAAACAAUAGAAGUUCUCAAAUUACGAUCCUCUGGCUAUGGUAUCAACAUCGUUAUAGGAAAACCUACAAAAGAAAAAAUAGAACCAUUGAAAAAUGACAUUUUUGGAAUAUUAUUACAAUAUCCAGACACAUUUGGAGGAAUUCAUGAUUACACUUCUUUUUCUCAAUAUGUUCAUUCUUUUAAUGCUCAUAUUAUAUGUGCAGUUGACUUACUCUCUUUAACAUUAUUGCAAUCUCCAAGUCAAUGGGGAGCAGAUAUUAUUGUUGGUUCUUCUCAAAGAUUUGGAAUACCAAUGGGAUUUGGCGGACCUCAUGCAGCAUUUAUUGCAUGCAAUGAUCUUUAUAAACGUAAAAUUCCUGGACGUGUAGUUGGAAUUAGUAAAGAUCGUCGCGGAAAACUUGCCUACCGUCUUGCUUUACAAACACGUGAACAACACAUUCGACGCGAAAAAGCUACUAGUAAUAUUUGUACAUCACAAGUUUUGCUUGCUAUUAUGGCAUCUUUAUAUGCAAUUUAUCAUGGUCCUAUAGGACUUCAAAAUACAGCAAAAAGAAUUUUAAGUUUAACGAAAAUACUUGGAGAGUUUAUUAAAAAACAAGGACAUUGUCUGUAUAAUGAAAUAUAUUUUGAUACAUUAACUAUUAAAUUGAAAAACUGUAACGCUGAUCAACUUUUAAAAAAAGCGUUAUCAAAAAAAUAUAAUUUACGUCCUAUUGAUGAAGAAACUAUUGGUAUAACUUUAGAUGAAACAGUAACCGAAGAUGAUAUGAAACAUCUUUUUGAUAUUUUCACUAUAUCUAGCUAUAAUUUAGAAACACCUACAUCUAUUGCAAAAAAAUUAAACAUAUCAAUUGAAUCACCUGCUAUGUUACCAGAAAAAUUUCAACGAAAAAAUGAGUUUUUACAACAUGAAAUUUUCAAUUCAUACCAUACUGAAACAGAAAUACUUCGAUAUAUACAUCAUCUUCAAUCUAAAGAUUUAUCUUUAACGUGCUCUAUGAUACCUCUUGGAAGCUGUACUAUGAAAUUAAAUGCAACUACAGAAAUGCUAGGCGUUACAUGGCCGGAAUUCAAUUCUCUUCAUCCAUUUGUUCCAAGCGAUCAAGUAGAAGGCUAUCACAUGCUUAUUAAAGACUUAGAAAAUGAUUUAUUAUCAAUUACUGGAUUUAACGGAUGUACAUUUCAGCCGAAUUCUGGAGCUAGUGGUGAAUAUACAGGACUUCAAAUUAUUUCAAAAUAUCAUAAAGAAAAUAAUCAAGGUCAUCGUAAUAUAUGCCUUAUUCCAAUAUCUGCUCAUGGUACAAAUCCUGCUUCUGCUGUUAUGGCUGGAAUGAAAGUCGUUCCUGUAAAAUGUGAUUCUAAUGGAAAUAUACAAUUAGAUGAUCUUAAAAUGAAAGCACAACUACAUAAAGAUAAUCUAGCAGUUUUUAUGGUUACAUAUCCAAGUACUUAUGGUGUUUUUGAACCUUAUAUUGUAGAAGCAUUAAAAAUUAUUCAUGACUUUGGUGGACAAGUCUAUCUUGAUGGUGCAAAUAUGAAUGCACAAAUUGGACUUUGUAGUCCAGGAAAAAUAGGUAUUGAUAUCUGUCACUUGAAUUUGCAUAAAACAUUUUGCAUACCUCAUGGAGGGGGAGGACCUGGAGUUGGCGUAUGCGCAAUGAAAGAUCAUUUAUUAGAUUACAUUCCUGGUCAUCCAAUAGUUGAAACAGGUGGAAAAAAAGCUAUUCCUCCAGUCGCUUCUGCACCUUGGGGUUCUGCUAGCAUUUUACCUAUUUCAUGGGCUUAUAUUAAAAUGCUAGGAGGAAAAGGCCUUAUUCGUGCAUCAAAAAUUGCACUUUUAAAUGCAAAUUAUAUGGCAUCUAAACUAUCUAAACAUUAUAAGAUAUUAUAUACUAAUUCAGAAGGAAUGUGUGCCCAUGAAUUUAUUCUAGAUGUCCGUGAAUUUAAAAAAUUAGGAAUUGAAGCUAUAGAUAUUGCUAAACGUUUGCAAGAUUAUUCAUUCCAUGCUCCAACAAUGUCUUGGCCUGUAGUAAAUACUUUAAUGAUAGAACCUACAGAAUGUGAAAGUAUAGCAGAAAUGGAUAGAUUUUGUGAUGCAUUAGUCUCUAUUAGAAAAGAAAUAAAGGAAAUUGAGGAAGGAAAACAACCUAAAGGAAAUAAUUUGCUUUCUAAUGCCCCACAUCCAUUAGAUGAUUUUAUUUUCGAGGAAUGGAAUAAACCCUAUACUAAAGAACAAGCAGCUUAUCCUUUGGAGUAUCUUAAAAAGCGAAAAUUUUGGCCCUCUACUGCUAGAAUAGAUGAUGCUUGGGGUGAUUUAAACUUUUUUUGUAGUUGUGAGCCGCCUGAAGGAUUUUUUAAAUAA